This is a messenger RNA of Lasiosphaeria miniovina, 1649 nucleotides long. RefSeq names its product 1, 4-beta cellobiohydrolase. Gene Ontology annotation, molecular function: hydrolase activity, hydrolyzing O-glycosyl compounds. NCBI's taxonomy places the organism in Eukaryota, Fungi, Ascomycota, Sordariomycetes, Sordariales, Lasiosphaeriaceae. Gene Ontology annotation, biological process: cellulose catabolic process. The transcript has a single exon. The coding region runs from base 417 to 1406 and encodes 329 amino acids. The record is from RefSeq and is a predicted model, not a curated record.
GCGUUGCCCAAAAUCAGUGGUGUGUUAUCCCUGCAGUCAUCUCGCAGAUCCAAUGACUUCUCAGAGGGCUGGCGAAGGGAAACAAGAAACUUACAUCUUGAUAUAGGUACUCGCAGUGUCUCCCGAACAGUCAGGUAACUACACCGGCUGUCACUACUAGCAGCACCAGCAGCACUAAGCCCGUCUCAACUUCGUCCUCGACCAGCAGCACUAAGCCUGUCUCAUCAUCUUCUACAACUAGCAGCGUGAAGACAACCUCGUCACCAGGAGGCGUGUCCACGACUAGCACGCCCGUCGGUUCGGCCACGGCCACGGCCACCUACUCGGGGAACCCCUUCCUCGGCGUAAACUUGUGGGCAAACAGCUACUACGCAUCCGAGGUCUCGUCUCUGGCCAUUCCUAGUCUCACGGGCGCCAUGGCUACCAAGGCUGCCGCAGUGGCCAAGGUCCCCAGCUUCCAGUGGCUGGAUAAGGCUGAGACGGUGGACACCUUGAUGGCCAACACUCUGGCUGAUAUCCGGAAAGCGAACAAGGCUGGCGCCAACCCGCCGAACGCCGGUCUCUUUGUCGUGUACGACCUUCCUGACCGUGAUUGCGCCGCCGCCGCAUCCAACGGCGAGUACUCCAUCGCCAACGGUGGCGUUGCCAACUACAAGGCCUACAUCGAUGCCAUCCGGGCCAAGAUCAUUGCCUACUCGGACAUCCGCAUCAUCCUCGUCGUCGAGCCCGACUCGCUUGCCAACCUUGUCACCAACAUGAACGUGGCCAAGUGCUCGGGUGCCGCGGCUGCCUACAAGGAGUGCACCAAUUACGCACUCACCAAGCUGAACCUCCCCAACGUGGCCAUGUAUCUCGAUGCUGGACAUGCUGGCUGGCUCGGCUGGCCCGCGAACAUCCAGCCGGCUGCCGAUCUCUUCUCCAGUGUUUACAAGGCAGCUGGCAGCCCUGCGGCAGUCCGCGGCCUCGCCACCAAUGUUGCCAACUACAACGCGUGGAACGCGAGCUCCCCGCCUGCGUACACCACUCCCAAUCCUGUCUAUGACGAGCUCCACUUUGUGCAGUCCUUCAGCCCGCUCCUCAACGCAGCUGGCUUCCCGGCGCACUUCAUCACCGACACUGGCCGCUCGGGCAAGCAGCCCACUGGGCAGACCGAGUGGGGCCACUGGUGCAAUGCCAUUGGAACCGGCUUUGGAGCCCGGCCGUCGGCCAACACUGGCCUCGAGAUUGAGGAUGCUUUUGUCUGGGUAAAGCCCGGCGGCGAGUGCGACGGCACGAGCAACACGUCGGCCACUCGCUACGACUAUCACUGCGGCUUGGCCGAUGCUCUCCAGCCCGCCCCUGAGGCUGGACAGUGGUUCCAGGCCUACUUUGUGCAGCUGCUCACGAACGCCAACCCGGCCUUUUAAGAGACUCUCCGAGGCCGCAGUCUCUCCUAGGCCGCAACGAAAAGUCUCUCGACAGUGUGCUCAUGUUGAGAAAGAGUUGAGGAAAAUGGCAUGAUCUGGAGUGUUUCCCUUUGUCUACUCUUCUUGCACAUAGCUUUAUAUACUCGGGAAGAUCCGAGUCAGAUUCCACCAAUGUGUAUACACACUUUACCUCCUUGGCACAAAUGUCGACCCAUGAUAAUCGAGAAUACCUGCUCCACCAAG